ACCGCCUCCUCUCCAGCCAUAAACUGCUGCAAGAGACAGCCGGUUGAGCCCCCCGUCCUCCUAAGCAGAUGUAGUGCGUAGAACGUGUUGUGUGGAGCCACAUGAUACAGGGUGCCGGUGACCAUCACCGACUUUUCAACCAGAAAUUUAAGGCUCAGUCAGAAGAUCUCUAUCGUUGCAAUAUAUCAUAGAGUUAUAGCAGUCUCAAGACAAUCAACUGCCUGCUAGUUAUCUGACAUUAGAGCUUCAUUGCUUAUUAAAACCGUAUUUUUCGUGUCAAUAUUCUACGCGGCUGCAAGAUGCAUCUUCAACCCCGCAAGGUCCUUGAGUUACCUUUGGUCCUAUUCACCAUUGUGUGGCUAGCUAUCUCCGCAGAAUCCGGCUCCUCUUCCGGAGUCAGUAACACCGCAGGAUCAGUAAGUGUAAAUUCACUCAUCUGCUCUCUGUACCCGUGCUACCGUGGCUUUCCCGUGCAGACACCCGUGUUUGCCCCGUACCCACAACAUACACAUGGUUCACAUCAUUUGAAACCGGAUUUAACUAUCACUCAUCAUGUAAACUUCGUAAUAAACCAGGGUAACAAGCAUGUCGGCACCAUCGUAUUAGGUCUCUACGGACGUGUAGCACCUAGAACGGUACGCAAUUUCGUCGAAAUAGCUUCAGGUCGGCAACCUAAGAAAUACGAAGGAACAGCCUUCCACAGGGUUAUUCAAAAGUUCAUGUUACAAGGGGGAGACGUCGACCACAAAAAUGGACUGGGCUCAUGGUCUAUUUACGGGCCCCAAUUUGAAGACGAGAAUUUCAUUCUUAAGCACACCGAGCCUUACGUCCUUUCAAUGGCGAACGCAGGCAAGGACACAAAUGGGUCUCAGUUUUUCAUCACCACAGCACCUACGCCGUGGCUCGAUGGAAAGCACGUCGUAUUUGGCAAGGUCCUUGAGGGCACUGCGAUCGUAAAACAGAUCGAGCAGACGAAGACAGAUCACAACGACGCUCCUGUCGUUCCCGUAUACAUCGUAAGCUCAACGGUUCAAGAACUCCUACCACUUUCCUCGUAAUCUGGCCUAUGUACUGUUUCACGCCCUAUGCUCCAAGCAUAGUAUCUGGAUUUUCCAAGAAUCCACGAAAUGCUUUGAGAAAGUCACCUGCGUCACU
This is a messenger RNA of Varroa destructor (honeybee mite), 1155 nucleotides long. RefSeq lists its product as uncharacterized. Gene Ontology annotation, molecular function: peptidyl-prolyl cis-trans isomerase activity; cyclosporin A binding. Gene Ontology annotation, cellular component: cytoplasm; intracellular membrane-bounded organelle. Lineage: Eukaryota; Metazoa; Arthropoda; Arachnida; Mesostigmata; Varroidae. Gene Ontology annotation, biological process: protein peptidyl-prolyl isomerization; protein folding. The record is from RefSeq and is a predicted model, not a curated record.